CUGCACUUUAUGAAGCUCUGAAGUGGCUUGUGAGUGCUGAUUAUAGAGAUAAGAAUCUCAUUUGGGGUAUACUAUUCUAAUCAUCUGGCCAUAGGUCUGUGCAUUACUCAAUUUUCUUCUCCAUUAAACUGUACAUUUGACCCAGGCUUGACCAGAUUGGUUCAGUGUGAGGAGAUGAAUUUAAGAGUACCCUUUUUGAUGGAGCCUCUAUGAUGUUUCAGGUAAGAAACACAAUAUUUAGAGACAGGUUUUCUUGUUGGGUAUCAUCAGGGAUCGAGUCCGGUGGUCUUUUGUCCAGAAAACUGGAUGAAUCAUUGAGGUGGUUAAAUAUGUUUUCGUAGAGUAUCAGCAAAGCAUCCAGGAGUAUUUAGGGUCGAUUUAAAGAUUUAUCUAUCUAAUACACCUACCAUUGUGAAGGCCCAGACGAUUAGGAUAGAUGGUGAGUUGUGAUAGUGGAUGUUCAUUUGUGUGCAAUGCUAUACAGUGGGUGAUCAUUCAGUGGGGAGUUUUAUAGACAGUGGGUAGUGGUAUAUGCCAUUCAGUGGGUAGUUUUAUAGUGUGAUGCUUUACUAGCUCCCAGUAAAUCAUUCUGAAGACCCUGAGUGUGGAUUAUAUCAUAAGGAGAGGUCAGAAGGGUGUUUCUACAGAGAUGACCCAUUGGAUGGUGUACUGGCCACCAACAUUACACACCAUAAAACAUCAUUGAUCUGGUGUGAUGGAUAGAACAGGAGCUUACAAACGAGCAUGUACCUGUUAAAUUGACACCGGAGCUGUAACAAUGUGACCCCUGACAAGUUAUUGGAAACAAGCAAUGAAUUAAAGGAGGCAGACUGGGGGAUAAUCCUUUGACAUAGAUGGAUGGGAUUUUCAGUGCUGAGAUUUAUCCGGAUGAGGAUCUAACGACGGAAGUCAUGAACAGCCUGGUGCGGUGUCGGAAUUCCAAGGAUGGAUGUCGAUGGAUUGGCAAGCUCCACAUCUUACAGACACAUCUGGACGAGUGCCAGUUUGACUCAGUGCCCUGCCCCCUGAGGUGUGGGGCGGUGCUGUCCCGUCUGGACUUGGAGGACCACCUAGAAUUUACCUGCUGCAGACGCCAGGUGGUUUGUGACUUCUGUGGGAAGAAAUUCCCCGGAGAUGUCUAUGAAAAGCAGCAUUCAGGGCAGUGUAUCUCAGAAGUCCUGUGGUGUGAGAACAAAUGUGGCGCUCGUCUGGAGAGGCGGUUCCUAGCCAACCACAUGAGAAACGAAUGCCACAAACGAACAGUUCACUGUCAGUUCUGUAACAGGGAAUUCGUACAGGAGACAUUGCAGACUCAUCAAUACCAUUGUCCCAGAUUCCCCGUGGUGUGCCCCAACAGGUGUGACCCCACAAAGAUCCCGCGGGAGGACCUUGAUCUUCAUGUCUCUGAACUCUGCCCCUCGGCCACCAUUUCCUGUUCCUUCAGAGAUGCAGGAUGUAAACACAAGUGUCCAAGAUUCAGCAUGGAGAAACACAUAACAGACAAUGUACAGCAUCAUCUCAAGCUCAUGUGUGAUUUAUCAAAAUCUCAACAAAACCAAAUCACUCAACUGUGCAAUGCCCUGUAUUCACUCACGCACGUCACAGAUGGUGUGUUCAUCUGGAAGCUCGAGAACUAUAAGCAGAAGUUCCUGGAAUCGGCGUACAAGAGUGUAGAACUUGUAAGUGAGCCAUUCUACACAUCAAGAUAUGGCUACAAAAUGGCUGCCUCAGUGUUCCUGAAUGGAAAUGGUGCAGGAGAAGGGAAAUAUUUAUCAGUGUACAUAAAAAUCCUCCCAGGGGAGUAUGACAACAUUCUGGAAUGGCCAUUCACGUUGCCCAUUUCAUUUUCCAUUUAUGACCAGAAUUUGGAAUAUGACCUGAGAGCAAACAUCACUGAAAGUUUUCUGCCAGAUCCAACAUGGAAGCACUUUCAGAAACCAGUCAAAGACACUUCCACUCUGGGUUUUGGUUACCCCAAGUUCGUGUCUCACGAAAUCCUGAAAACCAGAAACUACAUCAAAGAUGACAGCAUUAUCAUUAAAGUGAAAGUAGACAGCUACAAAAAUUGCAUGUCUCCAUGACUACCUCCUUGAAAAAUCAAAUGGAUAAAUGUUUUCAUUAUUACGAUAUUUAAUUUUAUGUAUUGUAAUUGUAAAUUAUGGUAUUUUAAAAUCUGUGUGUCUUCA
Molecule: messenger RNA, 2186 nt
Organism: Ostrea edulis (European flat oyster)
Lineage: Eukaryota; Metazoa; Mollusca; Bivalvia; Ostreida; Ostreidae
Product: TNF receptor-associated factor 4-like
Exons: 6
Coding region: 855-2081 (408 amino acids)
Biological process (GO): tumor necrosis factor-mediated signaling pathway; protein K63-linked ubiquitination; regulation of canonical NF-kappaB signal transduction
Cellular component (GO): plasma membrane signaling receptor complex
Molecular function (GO): protein binding; zinc ion binding
Source: RefSeq, a predicted model, not a curated record